Messenger RNA from Exaiptasia diaphana, 3311 nucleotides. Its product is annotated as malignant fibrous histiocytoma-amplified sequence 1 homolog. Gene Ontology annotation, molecular function: protein binding. The record is from RefSeq and is a predicted model, not a curated record. The transcript is spliced from 10 exons. Lineage: Eukaryota; Metazoa; Cnidaria; Anthozoa; Actiniaria; Aiptasiidae. Gene Ontology annotation, biological process: signal transduction. Bases 150 to 3266 code for a protein of 1038 amino acids.
UCUGAGAAUCCCCUAAAAAAUAGGUUAUUCUACGAAAUUAGAGUGUUGAGUAAUCGGUAGUUUUUAGGGGAUGUUUAAGUCAAUUUAGCAGUUUCAGAACGAAAUCAACACAGGUUGAUUAGCUUGGAUCUUUGCUUUUGUAAAGAAAUAUGGCAGAUGGCGAGAGUGAUCUCAGUGAUGAUGAUUUUGUGAACAUUGAAAUGGAUCCACAAAAUAUUAAGCCUAAAACGGUCAAUGGGCUGGUCACUGUUGACUUGUCCAACUAUGAUAUCAUUUCAAAUUUUCCGAAUUUCCCCAACAACAUCCAGGUUGUUAGAAUGUGUACAAGUGCACUAAAAGAUAUCCCAGGACAAAAGAGUAAAAUUCCUGAUGAUUUCUGCCAAAUGUUAUGCCUUAAAGARCUGUUUUUGUUUGGGGAUGCUGCCCGAGGUGAUUCAGUAGGCUUAUCAUGUCUACCAAAGCAUUUUGGAAAUCUGAGAAGCCUGGAAGUGUUGAAUUUGGAACAUAAUAACUUCAGUGAAUUUCCAGAGGAAAUUUGUGAUCUGGUUGGUCUUAAGAAGCUUUAUUUGAAUGGAUGUGGGCUAACAUCUAUCUCACCCAGAAUCAACAAUCUUUUAAAUCUCUUGGAGGCAGAUUUGAGCGAUAAUAACUUUUCUUCAGGGCUUUGUAAAGAGCUGUUUGAUCUCCCAAGACUGAAAGAUUUGUAUCUUAUGAACUGUUCUUUGUCAACACUUCCUGAAGAAAUUGGAAACCUAAAGGUUCUGCAAGGUUUGAGGUUGAUGGAAAACAUGUUAACAGAAUUCCCAGAACAGUUGUACACAAUGAAGCACCUUAAGAAAUUAUCAGCUCCUAAGAAUAGAAUUUCCAAACUAUCUCCAAAAGUCAUUGGUCUGGAGUCCCUWACGGUGCUUGUUUUAGCUGAAAAUAAUCUCAUGUCUUUGCCAGAUGAAAUAAGCAAGCUGCCAUUCUUGCAAGUUUUGGAUGUUUGUAAAAAUAAACUGACAUGUCUACCCGAGAGUGUUACUAAACUGAAAGAAUCUUUACGGAUUAAAAUUCAUGAAAACCAUUAUUUACACAAGCCUCCACUCAGUGUUUGUUCAAAAGGGAUAGAUAGUAUCAAGGGGUUCUUUUCAUCAAUGGCCAAAAGUGAUAAAUUGCACUCAAACCGCAUCAAAAUUGUGAUGCUCGGCGAAUCUGGUGCAGGGAAAACAUUCCUGACCCAUGCACUGGUCAAUUGCAAAGCCUGUGAAACAGAGACCAAUGACAGCACCAUUGGAGUUGAAAUGCACCAUUGCCCAUUUGGAGAAGAUGGACUUGAGGCGUGUAUUGUGGAUUGUGCUGGUCAACGWCGUUAUCAAUUGACUCAUCCAUUCUUUUUAUCAGAGGAGGCACUUCAUGUUAUUGUCGUCAACUUAAAAACAUAUGAUACCAGCGACAGUCAGUCAUUUGAGAGACAUGUUGAAGACUGGAUCAAUUGGGUAACAGCACGCCUUACUAAACCUCGCAUCAUGGUUGUAGCCACCCACAGGGAUGAGCUAACAGAUGCCAAAGUCAUUGAAAAGUGUAAUGAUAUUCUGACCAAAAUUCAAAAACAUGAAGAAAAAGAAAUCAAGCAACUUGAUAGAGAAAUCAAACAAGCAGAAAAGAAGUCAUCCUUACAAGAGGACCGUGAGGGGGCACGGUUGAAAGCAGGAAAYUUGAGGUGGCUCAGGAAUAAUAGACCWUUUAUAUCAUCUAAGGUGCUACUUGGAGAUGAUUCUAAGAAGGAAAAAGGAAAAGGCCAACAAGCAUAUCUGAAUCUUGUGGCUGUUUCAUCCACRGAAGAGCUCAAAGGAAUGAUCCUUUUACGUAAUGAAAUUUGCAGAGUAGCAAGGUGUAAAACGUCUUCAACAAGUGAAAAGGAAGAUGCCUUAUUCCCUCUUGUAGGAAUAGAUUUGCCGACAUCUUGGGUAAAUAUGGAGAAAGCCAUUAGAGCAUACAGAGAGAAUCUCAAGCCUCCAGAGGUUCCUUGUAUGACAAAGGAACAGUUUGAAAAGUUUGCUUAUGAAAAGGCUGGCCUUGAGGGCUCUGAGGUUGGAUCUAGUCUCAAUUACCUUGACUCAGUGGGAGAGAUCAAAUAUUAUGAUAACAUUCCCAAAACACAAUACAGUGUUUUCCUGGACCUUCCCUGGCUUUGCAAACUGGUUAAACUUCUAUUCAGGCAUGACUAUGAGGAAAAGGAUGCCAUUGAAUUCAAAGAUGAUUACAUGGACUUUGGCAUGGAAAGAAUUAAGUUUGAUAAUCACCUUCAACGAUUGAAAGAUUAUGGAAGGUUAUCAUUGGAUCUUUUGAGGUGUUUUUGGCAGGAGCUGCAACUGAAUGAAGACAAGUUCCUCAAAGUGAUUAGUAGUCUAGUGGUGUUUGGAUUGGCUUGUGAAAUACCUUUCCAUCUAAAAGAAGAAUUGUUCAUUCCCUGGUUUUUGCAUUCUGARCUGGAUUCACAAACUAAGCAAGAAUACUUUCCUGACGUAUCUGAACCUGACCAGCUUGAAUUAAAACUCAGGUUUUGCAUUGUUGGGUACCUUCCUAGUGGGGUGUUUGAUCGACUGUGCGUCCGAUGCUAUGCCCUUGGUAUUGAUGUGUUGACAUGGAAAAAUAGCAUGCUUAUAUGCCAAGRYGACAUACAAAUAUACCUGGAAGUGAUUGAAUCACAAAUUACUGUAACUGGGCGCAUUAAAUCUGACAUAAAGAAACUUUGGGUUGCAAUUUUGGGAAUUGUUAAGGAACUGAGAUCCUUGCUGUCUGAAUGGCCUAGAGUUUCGUACAAUACCUAUACACUCUGUCCYCAUUGCAUCAAAAAGAAAUCCAAAAAGCCUCACCACUUUGAUUGCAAAUGGUGGACAGGAGAAAAACCGACAAGUACAAGGUGUGCGGUAAAAAAGUCUGAGGUGAUCGAUGUCAACCAAGUUGUUCCACCCCCAGAACUGCUCAAAAGAGGAGAUGCGCCAAUCCUCCCAGUUGCUGUGUCUUCACCUCUGGCAAGGGAAUUGGCACAACAGAUACCAGAUGAUUGGCAGAAACUGGGGACGUUUCUUGGACUGUCGAACCAAAUAAUAAAUGCCAUCAAAUCAGACCACGCUGGAAAUGUAGGCAAUAUGGCAUACGCGAUGUUGGAAAAGUGGAAAGAAUUAAAAGGCAAAGAGGCAACGACUCUGCAACUAAUCGAAGCAUUAAAGAAGUGUGAGAGGGAAGACUUAGUAAAAGUUGUAUGUGACGCCCAAUACUAGAUAAAAUGGACCCUCUACUUAGCGAUCAAUGGUCGUAAAUCUUAU